Choloepus didactylus (southern two-toed sloth) is the source of this 9430-nucleotide messenger RNA. RefSeq names its product slingshot protein phosphatase 2 (gene SSH2). Bases 192 to 4487 code for a protein of 1431 amino acids. Gene Ontology annotation, molecular function: actin binding; protein tyrosine/serine/threonine phosphatase activity. Gene Ontology annotation, cellular component: cytoplasm. Gene Ontology annotation, biological process: negative regulation of actin filament polymerization; protein dephosphorylation; actin cytoskeleton organization. The transcript is spliced from 14 exons. NCBI's taxonomy places the organism in Eukaryota, Metazoa, Chordata, Mammalia, Pilosa, Megalonychidae. The record is from RefSeq and is a predicted model, not a curated record.
GACGCGGGUUGGGGCGGGCUGCUGGCUGUGCCUGGCCGCCGGGACUCCAGUGCCGAGCCUCAGGGCUUCGAAGGCUCCCACCGCGCGACCCGGCGUGCCCGGCUCCGCGGCCGGGACUCCGCGCUGCCGGCUCCUGGUGCUCGAGCCGGGCGGGGGCCAGGAUGCCGAGCUGCGCGCCUUGAGCCGGCCCCAUGAUCCCGAGCACGUUGAUCCGCGAGAGGACGGUGCCCCCCGCCUGCACCUGCAGCCUCGGUGGCCCCGACAUGAUCCCCUACUUCUCCGCCGACGCGGUCAUCUCGCAGAACGCCAUCAACCAGCUCAUCAGCGAGAGCUUUCUAACUGUCAAAGGUGCUGCCCUUUUCUUACCCCGGGGAAAUGGAUCGUCCACACCAAGAAUCAGCCACAGACGCAACAAGCAUGCAGGUGAUCUCCAACAGCAUCUCCAAGCAAUGUUCAUAUUACUCCGCCCAGAAGACAACAUCAGGCUGGCUGUGAGACUGGAAAGUACUUACCAGAAUCGAACACGCUAUAUGGUAGUGGUUUCAACUAAUGGUAGACAAGACACUGAAGAAAGUAUUGUUCUUGGAAUGGAUUUCUCCUCUAAUGACAGUAGUACUUGUACCAUGGGCUUAGUCCUGCCUCUCUGGAGUGACACCCUAAUUCAUUUGGAUGGUGAUGGAGGAUUCAGCGUAUCAACAGAUAACAGAGUUCACGUAUUCAAACCUGUAUCUGUACAGGCAAUGUGGUCUGCACUCCAGAGUUUACACAAGGCUUGUGAAGUGGCCAGAAUGCAUAACUACUACCCGGGCAGUUUGUUUCUCACCUGGGUGAGUUAUUACGAGAGCCAUAUCAACUCAGAUCAAUCCUCAGUCAAUGAAUGGAAUGCUAUGCAGGAUGUGCAGUCCCACCGACCCGACUCUCCAGCUCUCUUCACGGACAUACCAACUGAGCGUGAGCGAACAGAGAGGCUAAUUAAAUCCAAACUAAGGGAGAUAAUGAUGCAGAAGGAUUUGGAGAAUAUCACAUCCAAAGAGAUACGUACAGAAUUGGAAAUGCAAAUGGUAUGCAACUUGAGAGAAUUCAAGGAAUUUAUAGAUAACGAAAUGAUAGUGAUCCUUGGCCAGAUGGAUAGCCCUACGCAGAUCUUUGAGCAUGUGUUCUUGGGCUCAGAAUGGAAUGCCUCCAACUUAGAGGACUUACAGAAUCGAGGGGUGCGGUACAUCUUAAAUGUCACCCGGGAGAUAGAUAACUUCUUCCCAGGAGUUUUUGAAUAUCACAACAUCCGGGUAUAUGAUGAAGAGGCAACGGAUCUCCUGGCUUACUGGAAUGACACUUACAAGUUCAUCUCUAAAGCAAAGAAACAUGGUUCCAAAUGCCUUGUGCACUGCAAGAUGGGGGUGAGUCGCUCAGCCUCCACCGUGAUUGCCUACGCCAUGAAGGAAUAUGGCUGGAAUCUGGACCGAGCCUAUGACUAUGUGAAGGAAAGACGAACCGUGACCAAGCCCAACCCCAGCUUUAUGAGACAACUGGAAGAGUACCAGGGUAUCUUGCUGGCAAGCAAACAGCGACAUAACAAGCUCUGGAGAUCUCAUUCAGAUAGUGACCUCUCAGACCACCACGAACCCAUCUGCAAACCAGGGCUAGAACUCAACAAGAAGGAGAUCACCAAUUCUGCAGACCAGAUUGCUGAGGUGAAGACCAUGGAGAGCCACCCACCCAUAACUCCUGUCUUUGUUGAACACAUGGUCCCACAAGAUGCCAGUCAGAAAGGCCUGUGUACCAAAGAAAGAAUGAUCUGCUUGGAGUUUACUUCUAGGGAAUGUCAUGCUGGACAGAUUGAAGAUGAAUUAAACCUAAAUGACAUCAAUGGUUGCUCUUCAGGGUGUUGUCUGAAUGAAUCAAAAUUCCCUCUUGACAACUGCCAUGCAGCCAAAGCCUUAAUCCAACCUGGACAGGCCCCAGAAAUGGCCAACAAGUUCCCAGACUUAACAGUAGAAGACCUGGAGACGGACGCACUGAAAGCAGACAUGAACGUCCACUUGCUGCCCAUGGAAGAAUUGACAUCUCGACUGAAAGACCUCCCCCUGUCCCCCGACCCUGAGUCACCAAGCCCCCAACUAGGUUGCCAGGCUGAAGUCUCAGAUUUCAGUACAGAUCGCAUUGAUUUUUUUAGUGCCCUAGAAAAGUUUGUAGAGCUCUCUCAAGAAACCCGGUCCCGAUCUUUUUCACACUCAAGGAUGGAGGAACUGGCUGGAGGAAAGAGUGAAAGCUGUCUGCUCUCAGUGGUAGAAAUAGCCCCUUCUGAAAUGACAGCUGAUGACCAGAGAAGCAGCUCUUUGAGUAAUACUCCCCAUGCAUCUGAAGACUCUUCAGUGGAUGAGGAACAGUCAAAGGCAAUCUCAGAACUGGUCAGCCCAGACAUCUUCAUGCAGUCUCACUCAGAAAAUGCUAUUUCAGUCAAAGAAAUCAUCACUGAGAUUGAAUCCAUCAGUCAAGGGGUGGGACAGAUUCAACUGAAAGGAGACACCCUAUCCAACCCAUGCCACACGCCAAAGAAGAACACCAUCACUGAGCUGCCCCUUGAGAGGGCCCAGGCCCCAGAAGACAACCCGGGAAAUCUGGAACAGAAUGAGGGUUGCUGUGCAGCCCAGCCUGAAGCAGCCAAAGACUCGGGGAAGUGGGACCCAGAGAGCAGCCUGACCACAUACUCGUCCACAGCAGACUUGGAAGAAGAGGAACCAUCUGAGGAGGAACACGAGUUUUGCAGCCCAGAGGUGCACCCAGGUGCCAAGUGGUGCCCCGGGUCCGUGAGGCGAGCCACCCUGGAGUUCGAAGAACGCUUGCGGCAGGAGCAAGAGCAUCAUGGGGCCGCCCCUGCAUGUGCCUCAUUGUCCACUCGCAAGAAUUCAAAGAAUGAUGCUUCUGUGGCAGACCUAGCACCAAAAGGUAAAAUUGAUGAAGCCACCCCGGAACGUUCAGUUGUCCCCAAGGAACCAGAGAUGAACAAGGGCAAACAGAAAUGCAGUGGCACUGAAGCUGGCUCACAACCCCACUGUGAGCAGAAAGCCACUGGUCCAGCAGCUCAGCUGCUGGAGUUUCACCCCUUGGCAGCUCCUCAGCAAUGUCCAGGACCAGGCACUAGAACAAAACAGGAAGGAGCCCUGAAGGAGCAGAGGGCUGUGGCUUCAUGCCAGGGGUUGGAGACACAGGCAGUCCCUCUUCCCCUUCCCAAGAGGAUAGAAAUCAUCGAGUAUACACACACAGUUACAUCACCUGAUGAUCCUGGACUAGAGGAUGAAAUAGCCACCACCGAAAAGAGUGGGGAGCAAGGGCUGAGGAAGGUGAAAGUGGAGAAGUCCAUCACUGUGCUCUGUGCACUGGAUGAGAACCUGAACAGGACUCUAGGCCCCGACCAGGUUUCUCUGCACCCCCACAUGCUACCUCUGCCUCAUUGUUCCUCUCCUGAGCCCGACAGGCCCUCUGGCCUGACCUCCACCCUGAGCAGCCCUGAAAGCAGGGACAGCAGCCCCUCAGCACCACUAGAGACAGCAGCGCCUUUUGUCAGUCACACAAUCCAUGUACCAUCUGCCAACUUGGAUUACCUGCAUCCCCAGACUGUGGUUCAGCUGGAGGGCUUUACAGAGCAAAGCAGUACCACAGAUGAUGAGCCCUCAGUAGAGCAGGUUAGCUGGGAGGAAAGUCAGGAGGGUCCCCUCUCCGUUGGCAGUGAGGUGCCAUACAAGUGCUCCCAGUUGAGUAGCAAAGACCUAAGUUUAAUAAGCAAAUGUGGUGACAAUAUUAGGGAGCUACAGGAAAAACCAGACCCAUCACCUGUGGUCUGUCAACUCCUGCAGAGCUCUAGUAGUGACGAUAUAAAGGAUCUCAACCACAGCCCCAGUGUGGUAAAGGAACAUGCUAAAGAAAUUCAGUCCCAAGUGAUUUGCCAGGGAGGGCUCACCAAACCAUCUCAAAUGAGGCGCUCAGCUUCCCUCGCCAAGUUAGGUUACUUGGACCUCUGUAAAGACUGUGUACUGGAGAGGGAACCUGUCUCCUCUGAAUUCCCUCAUCUCAAACUGCUUCAGCCCUUCAUCAGGACGGACUCAGGCAUGCACACCAUGGAGUCCCAGAAGCCCCCAGGAAACCCAGGUGCCCCCCAGAACCCAGAGCCCACCACGUAUUUUGUAGAGCAACUCAAAACAACGGAGUGCAUCGCACAGAGCAAGCCAGUGGAGAGGCCCCUCGUACAGUAUGCCAAAGAAUUUGGUCAUAGUCAGCAGUGUUUGCUCCCCAGGGCAGAACCCGAAUUGACUAGUUCUGAAGGAGGCCUUCCUUUGCUGCCAACCCAGGGACUGCUGCAGAGUGCAGCCCCAGCUCCCAGGCUGGCUGUGGCUCCCCGUCAGCAGCAUGGCAGAACUCAUCCCCUUAGGAGACUUAAAAAGGCAAAUGAUAAAAAACGGACAACCAACCCCUUCUAUAAUACCAUGUGAUUCUGAGCCUACACAUGGGACUUUUGAAAAGAAAUGUUUGUAAAAGGGGCAGGUGUAAUACGUAAGGAACAUGCACUUUAUUGGUUAAUUUUAUAAUGUUUUGGUCAUUUUACUGUUCCUGGUGCAUGCAGGGUUUGGCUUUUGUGGGUUUUUUUGUUUUGUUUUGUUUUGUUUACUAUGUGUGUGAGAGAGAGAGAUUUGGACAGCAAGACCAUUUUAUCAUAUUUUUAUUUUUUAAAAUUCAAACCUCAAAAAAAAUCUCAUUUUCAAAGAACACCUUUAUCAAAGUCAAAUUGCUGUUUUUCAGUCAACCACCACCUGCUCUUCACUUUGCCCACUGAGAAAAGACAUGCUUGCUUGACUGAGGGAAGGAAGCAGAUGGGAGGGUGGAGGUGAAGUUGGAAACUGGAAAUGCUCCUCAGGGCCUUUGUGAUGAUGGUUUGGUCCCCAGACCUGAGGGCACUGGGUGGGCUGAAAGGCAGCCGGAUGCCAGAUCUCUCCUGGCCAUUGCCUCCAUUGAGCCCAUUGGAGUUCCUGACGUGGGCAGGUUCUGCUUUGCUUUUAAAAGGGGGUCUUCCAGAAUUUCUUCUGGUAUUCCAGAGUGUUAUCAUUACAGACAGGCAUGAUAAUGGCUGGCUUUAUAAAUUUAUCAAAUAGUUGGGGUUUUUUCCCCAAGCAAAUGAUUUUUCACAUUACAUUAAAAGUGAACCCUAAAUGAAAUCCAGGAGAAGGUCUUCUGUGGAGGAAAGCAUGACAAGAGGGAGCAGGUAAAAGAGUGGAGAGACCACUCACUGCUCAGUAGCUUCUGGGGUGAUGGGGUCCACAUAUGUGGUCAUCCUGGCUCUCCCUGCCAGGAAAUGUGCUCUGCAGAGACCUCCGAACUAAAAGACAAAAGUGACAAGUUUGAAAAACAGCAAACGAAAGUCAUUGUGUUCUUGUAAAAUGAAUUCAUCCUGUAGGGUUUUAACCCUUUCAUUACUUGAAUAGCUCUUUGGGCCUUCUGAGUUCAAUGCCGUAUUUUUCCCAAUUUAUUUUCCUCCCCCAUGUUAUUUCUCCCGUGUUGCCUAUGUUUUCAUUUUAAUUUCAUAGAUGAUAUUUGAAUUGUUACAUUACAUAUGUAUAAUCUCCAGUGAAUGCAAAGUUUUCUGUAUCACACUGUUAACACUUGACAUAAGUGCUCCUCUCACCCCGCCCCCCUUUCUUUUCCUGGAAGGUUUGUCAUUUCUGUAAAGUUUAUACACGGUAUUUAUGUACAUAAUGUCACUUUCUUACAGUGUUUUGUUGUUGAUGUUGUAGGGUCUUUUUGAUUUAUUCUUUUUAAGAAGGAGUAAAGCUGCAACUGGAAAACAGACACCACAGCAUUAAAGCUGAGUGGUGUUGGUAGGAAUCCACUGUGUAUCAAUGGUAGUUUUGAUUGUUUAAAUGGAGACUUCUAAUUGCCAGCUCCUGCCAAAUUGUAUUUUAGUAACUUACUUCCUCCUCAGAGAAACCCCUAAAGGCUCCCAUUAGAUCACAGUUUGACCAAAGGCUGAUUUCUCUUUGAGACUGAAAUUCCAAAACAUUGUUUAACAGUAGCUGAAGCUCACCCAGGGAGCGUGGAGGGUGCCUCUGCUGCCCAGGGUGGGUGCUCCUGGUAGAGGCUGAGCAGUGGGGAGGCUCCGGCCCUGGGCAGGAGCCUUUGCGGGCAGUGACUGUGUUCAGGAUGCCGUUGCUUUGCUGCUGUUGUGGAAACCGUUAACAUGGAGCACCUGCCACAAACCAGCCAAUUUCAACUUUGUGCGGAAAACAUACUUAGCCUGAAAUGAAACACCCCCUGAAGCUCAUCAAAACUGAAGAGGUUUGCAAAUUUGCUUCCUGUUUGCUUUGAGAUUGACCAAGUGCAGACUUGAGAUGUAGGUUUUUUGGUUCAUUACAACACCGAGAGGAAAAGACAGGUGCAGAGACUGUCAAGGUGAUGUUGAAGGCCCGAGUUUUGUGGGGUCAGGCAGUGGGGUGCACCAUAAGAGAUAGAAAAGGUGGGCUGAGGCCACUCUUAGCUCAGGAGGAGCUGUGAAUCUAGUUGCCAUAUGGGAGCCGUGCUUGGGACUGACAUCACUGCCAGGAGUUAAGUUGAGCUAAAGAUGUCUUUAUGGUAUAGUAAUUAUGUGUAACCAUGCUGUCCCCUAAAUAGUUUCCUUAAGUGUUCAAAUGCAUCAUCCACACAGCUUUGUGAUUCCUGGAUAUUUACUGUGUUGUAAAAUGUUUUUGUUUUUUGUUUGUUUUAGAUGGUAUGUACCAGAGUGAGGAUGCCUGCAAGGCAGGGUUAGGAAUUUCCAGGCCCAUCUGUGUAAACAGUCCCAUCUUGUUGAGGCAGUUCCAUCCCCAUUAUGAUGGGAAAGGAUAGGAAGUUGGGGUGGGAGGAGGAUUUGCAUGCAGGAAAAGAGAGCUGUGUCUUUUCAUGCCACCCCCUUGCGAUGGUGACAUCCUACACAUUAGGAAGUAAAAGCAGUGUCAGAGGGUUGUACUGUGCCCUCUUCUCCCAGGCCACUGUGUUUAAUGUGCAUGCCCACUGCAUUAAAUAACAACAUGGGGAGGAAACCCUCUAAAAUGCUGUGAAAAAAAAUUUCUUUGAAGAGUGAAGGAAACAGUCUUGCUCUGCCUUUUUGUUUUUAUUACUUUUUUUUUUUAACCAUUUAAUUUACCUGCCUAGAUAAACAUCCUCUACACAGGAUCUAUAACUUAACCAUGCCAUAGGGGUUUUGCCAGGCCUUUCAGGCUCCCCCAGUUGGGUGUUCUUGUUUUAUUUAUACGGCUGAGCAAUGUCCAGGGGAGGUGCAUAAUGAGCCGUCAAGGACUUUUCUGACUUCCUUCUCUUCAGACUCUCUGAUUUUCCUUUUUUGUUGUUUGUGGGAAACCAGACCUGGAACAGCAGGUUUGGUAGAUGACAGAACUGAGGAGGAAAAGCCUUGGUCCCUUACCCAGUGCCUCUAUCUUUAUCUUGAAAACCAGCAUCCUCUGGCUCUCAUUUAUUCUGAGGGGGGUGUGUUUGUGUCCAUGUCUGCAUGUACAAGCUAACAUUUUGGUGCAUGGGGUAAAAGUCCCAAGAGCACACAAGUUUUGAGCUAAAUCUGGGAUGGUUACCUGGUCAGUAAGGUAGGAGAGACACCCCAAGUCUUUCUUGAUUUCAGAAAUUCUUAGGGGUAGUGUAUACUAAAGUAGACAUGUAGUACGGUAGGAAAGUGAUAUUCAUCUCUCCUUUUUGGUUGCCUUUCAGAUUCUAAAGGUUUGAGAUGAUUCCUAGCAACUUGGCCUCUUCAGGCCAUUUAUCUAGCAUUUUCCUCGUUUUGUACCUUUAUCUCAACUGGUAUUUCCUCCUCCUCAUUUUGGGGACUGAGCUCCAAGGACAGCCUGUGGGUGACGGACCAAGCUCUGAGGUCCUCUUCCUGGUCAUGGGCCCUACACAGAUCCUGCUGGGUGGACCCGAAGCUUCCUAUGAGAAGCUUCUUUUCUGAGACUUAGCAGCUCACAGAAAUCUUCACCUGUUCCGUCUGAGGGUUUCAGUUCUGAAGUGAUCUAGACAGGUUUGGUAAAAAUGUUUUUGUGGGUUUUUUUUUAAAAGCAUAAUGCAAAAAGAGUCACUUUUAAGGGCAUUUUUAAAAUUUUGAAAUAAAGCCAUUAUUUGGCUUUUGAACACCUAUUGUGGGUACUUUGUUUACAUUGUAUUAAAACCUGCAUCAUCAUCUUGUUGGCCACUGAGUCUCCUUCGUCUCCAGGCACCCAGUCCUGGCUGCCCUGUGAGUCCUCACACAAAGUAAUGCCACGCUGGUCAGCCUCCUGGAUGAGUGGGUGACACCUGGAGCUGACUUCCGUGUGCAUCCUGCACUCUCCCAUCCAACGCUCCGUAUGGAAAACAGUUGUCAUUUCCUUGGUGAUGGUGUGUCUUAUAGUGAUGGUUGUAAUGGUGAAUGGCUAGUGUCAUUUUGAUUGCUUUUUGUUUUGCUUUUUGAUGGUAGACAAGAUAGACUUUUAACUGUCUAAGCACCAAUCCAACUUAAAAGCAUCUUGAACUUUGUUUUCCCUUCCAAACUAAAAGAUCAAGGCACGCGCUAGGCAUACACAUGAUUUGCUGCCUCAUUUCAUCCGACACCUAUAUUAGGAAAAGGUCUGCCACCAAAGCAGGAAGCUGCACCCUCCUUGCCCUUUUCCUGGGGCUUGGGGUCCCUUGAUGCUAUGGAGAGCCUGUGCAAGAUGCUUCUGUACUUCUCCAGCCUAGAAGUGAAGGGUGAUUGGCCUGGCUCCUGCUAUGAAAAGAGAAUCAGCCUCAUUUUCUCAGUGCCCCAGAGAUUUAGGACAGGAUUUCUAAACUGGAAUCACCCAUCAUCAGCUUGGAAGUGUCACCAAAACGUACGUGACUGGUGCUGCCACUUGUGUCCUCAUCGAGUGGUGGCAGAAUCCCAUGGACACAGAGCUGAUGACCCUAUCUGAAAACUUGCUAACUGGCCCUGAAAUGUUUCCUAAUCAAUUAGCCCACAGGGAAUUGCUUGGUUUUACUGUUUUGUUGGGUUUUGGUUUGCUUGACAUAGCUUAAGGUGCCUUUUCUUUUUUUCUUUUCUACUUUAUUUUGUAGGACUUGUUCUGAAUGUGGAAAACAAGUCCAGAAGACUCUCCCACUGACUGUUACCUUUGCCCUACACCACCCCAAACUUUUAUGCUCACAUUUUAUUAAUAAAGCAGGUGCUCCCUGGAAUCUCUGGGACCUUUUUGAGGCAUUUGAAGUAGAUAUAAAAGAGUGGUCUCAUCUCCUUCCUUAAUCUUCCUGGUGGUUGGGAUGUUCCACUUGUAUCAUAGAUUUUUUUUUUUUAUUACUGAUGUGCUCCGCUGUUUUUAAAUGUGAACUUGUGCGCAAAUGUGCAGAUUCAAUGUUCUUGUUACAGAUUGAAUAAAUUUUUAUUUUGAAGAUGAAA